Raphanus sativus (radish) is the source of this 1885-nucleotide messenger RNA. RefSeq names its product protein SMAX1-LIKE 3-like. The transcript is spliced from 3 exons. Bases 239 to 1732 code for a protein of 497 amino acids. NCBI's taxonomy places the organism in Eukaryota, Viridiplantae, Streptophyta, Magnoliopsida, Brassicales, Brassicaceae. The record is from RefSeq and is a predicted model, not a curated record.
GGCUUUUGAUACUGAUUUGUCACCACAUGCAUUCCACUUUGCACUACAAAAAUCCACUUUGGGCCCUCGAAUUCUUGCCUCUACUACAAGAAAAGCAUACACACUCCUCAUCCUCCCCAUAUAGUUUCACCUCUCACUUCUUUCCAUAGACUUGCACAAACAUCUUUUGGUAAGUUUCAUUGUUUUUUUUUUAUUAUCCAGAGAAAUAAAAUAAAAGACAAGACUCUGUAUAUUGAGUAUGAGGAGUGGAGUUUGUAGUAUCCAGCAAUCCCUCACGCAUGAAGCUGCAAACAUGGUGAAACAAGCCAUGGCCUUGGCUAGACGGCGUGGGCAUGCUCAGGUCACGCCUCUCCAUGUGGCUAGCACCAUGCUCUCUGCUUCCACAGGUUUACUCAGAACAGCUUGCCUCCAAUCCAACACUCAUCCUCUUCAAUGCAGAGCACUUGAGCUCUGUUUCAACGUCUCUCUUAAUCGCCUCCCAACUUCCACAGGCAGUCCUAUGCUGGUCCCUUGUAUAUCUAACGCUCUGGUUGCAGCUUUCAAGCGUGCACAGGCUCACCUGCGGCGUGGCUCCCUUGAGAACCAGCAACAACCAAUCUUGGCCGUCAAGAUUGAGCCUGAGCAGCUUGUAGUUUCCAUUCUUGAUGAUCCUGGUGUCAGCAGAGUCAUGAGAGAGGCUGGUUUCUCAAGUCCUCACGUGAAGAGCAAGGUCGAACAAUCUGUGUCUGUCAUGAUCUCCCCCAAGAAACUUAAACUAACUUCUGUAGUAAGGAACAAAGAUGUCAUAAACGGUGUAGACAAUCUGGUGGAUGAGAGCAGGGAGACCUUCAGUCAGAUCGAAAACAAGACCAAUCUAGAAUGCUCAAUGAAGACAAGCAGCAAAGUGACCACUGCUCUCCCAGCAUGGCUUCAGAACUACAAGAACGAGAACCAAAGUGAUAGAACUGAUUUAGAUUACUCACUCUGUGAUUCAGUACCCAAAAGACCAUUUGAGGAAACUCUGGACCUUUCUUCUCUUUCUCCAUCCUCUUCUUCCAACACUUAUGCUCAUACCGACACAAGACUGAUCGUUCCCAGACAUGAUAAACGAGAGGUGGACUAUAUCUCCAGGUUUAGUGUGAUGGAUGCUGAAAACCUAAGAACUCUAUGUGAUGCCUUGAUAACCAAAGCACAAAGGCAGAAGGAUGUGAUCCCUGAUAUCGCAAAAGCUAUCUUAAGUUGUAGGUCAGGAUCAGCACCUAAGAAGCUCAGCAACGGAAACCGAAAAGAAGAAACAUGGUUACUUUUCCAUGGUGCGGAUGUUGAGGCCAAAGAGAAAAUAGGUAGAGAGCUGGCAGAGCUUGUGUUUGGGUCGCAGAACAGUUUCCUCUCAAUUGGCUUGAGAGACAAGAAAAGGAGGAGAGAUGAAGAUAGCUUGAGCUACACUCAGAGAUUGUUCGAAGCUGUGUCUUGUGAUCCACAUAGAGUUCUCUUCGUGGAAGAUAUAGGGGAAGCUGACUAUUUAUGUCAGAUGGGUUUCAAGAGAGCCAUUGAGAGAGGAAGAGUCCAAAGUGAUAACAGUGAAGAAGCUUUGCUUAGAGACGCCAUAGUGAUCUUGUGCUGUGAAAGAUCUAUCUCUUGUAUCUCUCUCGAUCUAAACCUCUCUCUCCAUCAUGAUGGUGUUGAUGGACAUUGCAAUGGUCAUAUUGAUUUACGUGACGCUGUAGAUGCACACAUUCUUUUCAGCGUGUAGGCAACAUGAUCACCAUAGUCAUGAUCUUGUUACACAUGGUCAGGGUCAUGUGUUACUUGUCCUUGGGACAUUUUUCUGGGUCAAUCGUGUAGUUAGGACACCUAUGAACUUUGUAGAGGGUAAGGGUAUGUUAACAAAUUAUCCAAAUCAUAA